AUGCCAGACCGCAAGAAGUUUGACAAGCUGGCGAACGCAAGUCAGAGGGAGAUUGCAAGGAAGAUUGGAGUCGUGGAGAGCUACUGGGAGGUCAAGCUGGCUCAAGCAAUCGAUGAAGAUAUCAGGCCGCAAGACGCAGACCCAAGAGAGUGGGGUCGCGGCCUACACGACGCGCUACCUCAACUAGCCCAAGUGACGAUUGGCAAUGCAUCUCUGGCGAACGCCUUCCUCCGCGUCGAGGUCAACCGCCGACUUCAAGGUUUGGUGCGCCAUGCUUACAGCGACAGCCUCAGCAUCGUUGCUGGAGACGUCAAGCGAGCUGCUCAAGCUGUCACUGACGCUGCAAGAGCCACCAACAUCACUCAAGCAACCACUCACAUUCCCGAAGCUGCCGAUGCUGCCGACGAUGAUGACGAUAGUGGACACUAUUCGCCGUCGCCUAGCACAACCGGCUCUGCUUCUCAUGCGCGGAUGUCCGUCACCCGCUUCCGGGCCGCAGCGGCCAGCGCAACCCAAGCAGUGCCGGUUAAACGUUCGGAGGCUAUCGCUGAAGCUCAGCGUGUCCUCACCGCGACAACAGAGAGCCUCGACGGUCUUCAUCGGCAAGACCUUCAACAACCACUCCAGCAACCCUUCCAACAGGCCUGUCAGCACGUUCCUGAACACCAUACGCCGACAACUCCCGCAGGCCAUGUGGUGGAUCUAACAGUGGACCCACAACAGCAACUUCCCCAACAUUCUUUCCAGCACAUCUCCGAGCGACAUGCCCCAACGAUUCCCGCCGUGCAGAAAACGGAGAGCGCAGAUGACUUCCGCCCGCAAGCCUUUCAGCAAACUGCUCAGCAUGCCCCUGGUUACCCUGUGCCAGCAUCCCCCGCAGCGUUCACUGUAGCCCAGGCUGACAUUGAAAUGGCUGACGUCAGUGAGAUGGACAUCAUGAGGCUAGAGUACGAACUCAAGCAGCACCAGAUUGAAGCAACGAAGCUAAAGCUUGCUAUGCUGCGCGCAAGGUAA
Coniosporium apollinis CBS 100218 is the source of this 1014-nucleotide messenger RNA. RefSeq lists its product as uncharacterized. The coding region runs from base 1 to 1014 and encodes 337 amino acids. The record is from RefSeq and is a predicted model, not a curated record. Lineage: Eukaryota; Fungi; Ascomycota; Dothideomycetes. The transcript has a single exon.